This is a messenger RNA of Dendronephthya gigantea, 645 nucleotides long. RefSeq lists its product as uncharacterized. The record is from RefSeq and is a predicted model, not a curated record. Bases 1 to 645 code for a protein of 214 amino acids. The transcript has 2 exons. Lineage: Eukaryota; Metazoa; Cnidaria; Anthozoa; Malacalcyonacea; Nephtheidae.
AUGUCGGAUGUCGAGGCCAUGUUCUACCAAGUCCGUGUCCCUCCUGAAGAUCGUAAGGCUCUGAAAUUCCUGUGGUGGCCGGAUGGCGACCUGGAUCAACCAGUGCAGGAGUACGAAAUGAACGUACACCUAUUUGGAGGUGCCUCAUCGCCCAGCUGCGCAAACUUUGCUCUGCGGAGAACCGCCCAAGAUAACAAGGCCGAAUUCGACCCAGAAACAACCGAAAAUGUCGAAAGAAACUUCUACGUUGAUGACUGCUUGAAGUCCAUUCCAACAGAUCCGGAAGCGGUGAGAUUGGCAAACCAACUGCGGGGAUUGCUGGCAAGGGGAAGAUUCAGAUUAACGAAGUGGACUUCCAACUCUAAAGCCGUGCUGGAGUCACUACCAGAAUCAGAAAGAUCGGAGGAAGUCAAGGACAUGAACUUGGACAAAUCUCCUACUAAGCGAGCCCUGGGUGUUCGUUGGAACGUAUCAUCAGAUAAAUUCGGUUUCAGCGAAACAAAUCCUGCAGGACUUAUGCCGCUUGAAGCUCCGUUGGGACAACCCAAUCCCGGACGAAUACCUGGCUCGUUGGCUAUCGUGGUUGAAGGAACUGGCGAAGCUCGAGGAUGUGCAAAUAGAUCGGUGUCUCAAGCCUACCAAUGA